Molecule: messenger RNA, 1530 nt
Organism: Drosophila kikkawai
Lineage: Eukaryota; Metazoa; Arthropoda; Insecta; Diptera; Drosophilidae
Product: TBC1 domain family member 13
Biological process (GO): intracellular protein transport; activation of GTPase activity
Molecular function (GO): GTPase activator activity
Source: RefSeq, a predicted model, not a curated record
ACGGUCACACUGAAUGUUUGUUGUGAUUUUCAAUUCUCCGAUUUUCCUCUAUUAAUUAAUUGCCAGCGAUCCAGUAAAUCCACUAGAGUGCCCUGUAUGGAGCUGAGGAGGAGCCACCCGCAUAUAGCUAUACCAUGUCCAUGUUCAAAGCGCGUGUAAAGGAAUUCGAGGAUGUCCUGGCGGCCCCCCAGGACCUGAUCGACCUGAAGCAGCUGCGACAGCUGACGUUUAACGGUGUGCCCGAUGUGCAAAGUUUUCGGGCUCUUAGCUGGAAGCUUCUCUUGGGGUAUUUAGGCCCACGGCGCAGCAGUUGGGCCUCGACACUGGCCCAGAAGCGGGCCCUGUACCGGCAGUUCAUCGAGGAGCUAGUGCUGCCGCCUGGACAUGCGAACAAAGGGGCCGGUGACGACGUGGAUUCGAGGGGCGUUGGCCUGCAAGAUCAUCCGCUGAGCGAGGGGCCGGAGAGCGCCUGGAACACGUUCUUCAACGACAACGAGUUUCUGCUGCAGAUCGACAAGGAUGUGCGGCGCCUGUGUCCGGACAUCUCCUUCUUCCAGCAGCCCACCGAUUAUCCCUGCGAUAUUGUGGUCCACAGCAAAGGCGAGCACGGACGGCGGCUGCACGAGCGGGUGGUGCCCGCUGUACUGAGCUCGGCGAACGUGGAGCGUAAGGGCCUGGGCAUGACCAAGAUAAAUUUGAUCACCAAGCGCUCCGUGGAGAACUAUGCCGCCAUGGAGGAGGGCCAGGAGGCCCACUGGGAGGUUGUGCAGCGCAUCCUGUUCAUCUACGCCAAGCUCAAUCCCGGCCAGGGAUACGUGCAGGGCAUGAACGAGAUCGUGGGACCCAUCUACUACGUUAUGGCCUCGGAUCCAGAUCUCUCGUACCGCGCCCACGCCGAGGCGGACUGCUUCUUCUGCUUCACCGCUCUGAUGGGCGAGAUCCGGGACUUUUUCAUCAAGACCCUGGACGAUGCCGAAGGCGGUAUCAAGUGCAUGAUGGCCAGGCUAUCGAAUAUGCUCAAGGCGAAGGACAUUGGCAUCUACGAGCAACUGAAGAGCCAGGAACUGCAUCCGCAGUACUACAGCUUCCGGUGGCUCACGCUGCUCCUCUCGCAGGAGUUUCCACUGCCAGAUGUGCUGCGCAUUUGGGACUCUGUGUUCUCGGAUGAGCAGCGCUUCGAUUUCCUCAUCAGAAUCUGCUGUUCCAUGAUAUUAAUCCAAAGAGAAGCCAUCUUGGAGAACGACUUCGCCUCGAAUGUGAAGCUGCUGCAGAACUAUCCGCCGAUUGACAUUAACGUGGUGAUCACCCACGCCGUGACGCUGGCGUAGACGACGCCUGGAAGGAUUCUUUCUUGCCCAAAUGCUUUAAAGCCUGUCUGAUAUCAACGGAAUGAACCAAGCAAUCAACUACUUUAGUUAGCCCCAAUCUGAGCGACACCUUUACAGGAACCCCCCUAAGUAUACAGCACCUAUCGUUACUUUUUAUACAACUGUUUGAUUUUUAUAUCUCAUUAAAGCGAAGUAAUUUUAA